This is a messenger RNA of Tripterygium wilfordii, 1393 nucleotides long. RefSeq names its product 50S ribosomal protein L4-like. The record is from RefSeq and is a predicted model, not a curated record. Gene Ontology annotation, biological process: translation. Gene Ontology annotation, cellular component: ribosome. Gene Ontology annotation, molecular function: structural constituent of ribosome. Lineage: Eukaryota; Viridiplantae; Streptophyta; Magnoliopsida; Celastrales; Celastraceae. The coding region runs from base 241 to 1143 and encodes 300 amino acids. The transcript is spliced from 9 exons.
CGCUCCCUUUAUCGGGAAAUAUUGCCCCAGUCCACUCGCAACUCUGCAAGCUCAGACUUCUGCCCUGUUGGAGCAUCGCAGCUGCAGUCGUCCUCCUCUGCCCCUCCAUUGCUAAAUCCUUUCUCUGAGCCGCCGCCGCCGCCGCCGCCGCCACUCCUACUGUAGACGACAUAUAUAUCCACUUUCUCACCUCUUCCGCUUCUUGUCUCAGAGAACUGAACUGCACCAAUUUGUUGAGUAAUGGCUCUGUCUGGCUCGAGAAGAAUUUUACGCUCAUUUGGUUUAUUUCACAGUCAGUCAUUUCGAGGUUCUAAUGAUCUUUAUGGCAAUGUCUCUGGAAACUUGUUUCCUUCGGAGUCCUCAAUCUUUGUCAAGGAUGUGCCUUUUCGAAGGCUUUCAACUACCAUCCUUACUCCUGGAACUGGUGAUGGUUCUUCAUUUCCCGUCGAUUCAACUAAAAGGUCUAUACUAAUGCCCGAUCGUAAAGUAGGACUCUAUGAAGACCUGGUAAUUCCUGUUACAAAUUUUCUUAAUGAGGAGAAGGGAUUAAUGAUUUUGGCUGGUGAUGUUUUUGAUGUACCUAUAAGGAAGGAUAUCAUUCAUCGUGUUGUGCUAUGGCAACUUGCAAAGCGGCAACAGGGGACACAUUCAACAAAAACUAUUAGUGAGGUUAGUGGGACUGGGAAGAAGCCAUAUAACCAAAAGGGUACUGGAAGAGCGAGGCAUGGGACAUUGCGUGGACCUCAGUUUAGGGGUGGUGCUACUAUGCACGGCCCUAAGCCGCGAAGUCAUGCAAUCAAGCUGAAUAAGAAGGUUCGGCGCCUUGGGCUGAAGAUUGCUCUUACUGCUCGUGCAGCAGAAGGGAAGCUUCUGGUUUUCGAUGACUUGGAGGUCCCGACUCAUAAAACCAAGAACAUUGUUAACCAUGUCAACGAAAUGGAGAACACCAAGAAAUUGCUGCUUGUGGACGGGGGCCCCAUAAAUGAAAAGCUGAAGUUAGCUACACAGAAUCUACAUUAUGUCAACGUACUACCCUCAAUUGGUCUGAACGUAUACAGCAUCUUGUUGCACGACACAUUGGUGAUGUCCCGUGCUGCAGUGGAUAGGAUUGUUGAGCGGAUGCACACUCCAAUUAACCGUUGAAAUUUGGUGACUUUAUGUGCUUAGCUAUAUCCCCUUUAAUUCAGAGUAUGGCUUUCUUUCCCUUUUCCCAGUAGCAGAGAUGGUGAAAAAUAAUUCGUGUACGUUGUGGGUGGAUCUCCAUUCCUUGUAUUAGCAGGCUUUUGUAGUUGAGUUUUGUUCAAUUUCAAAAUAUGGAUUUGCAUUUCUUAGACAUGCAAAUCCCUCGCUUAUGCUCAAGUAAUAGAAAGACUCUAAUCAACGAUUAACAGGA